Molecule: messenger RNA, 1548 nt
Organism: Kogia breviceps (pygmy sperm whale)
Lineage: Eukaryota; Metazoa; Chordata; Mammalia; Artiodactyla; Physeteridae
Gene: MGLL
Product: monoglyceride lipase
Cellular component (GO): membrane
Molecular function (GO): monoacylglycerol lipase activity
Source: RefSeq, a predicted model, not a curated record
UCCCCGGCAGCAGCCCCGAGCCAACUUGGACCCGUCAACUCCGUGUCCCCGUGCCGGUCCGCGAGCAGAGCGGCUGGCGGCACCUCCAGAGACGGCGCGGGGCUGUGCUGUCUGCGCUGGUGGAGACGGGAGGCGAACAAAGUUUGUCGGGAGCCUGGGUGACUUUCCUCGGGGACCCGCAUGUGUGCGUGUGCGGGGGCCCGGGAGCGCGGAGCUGGUUCCCCGGCUUCCCGGGGGGUGGGCGCCGGGCUCCCGGCCCCCCUUCACCCCGCCUCGGUGGCUUGUUUAGGAAAAGUGCUGGUGAACUAGUAGUGGAGGCUCGCAGGAGCCCGCUGCCCGCCCCGCGAAGGGAGGGCGGCCCCGGAGGGCUGAGAGGGCGCCGCACCCUUCAAGCCCAGGCGGCAUCUGUGAGCCAGGGCGCGAGGUGGGAAGCAGGGGCGUGGGGCGCCCUGCAGGCCGCCCUGUGACCGCCGAGAUGAGGGAACAGCCCGUGUUUGCCUGGCUCUGACUGUCAAGGCUGUGUGGUUGUGGACCGCAAAAGGCAGGACGUGAUGGAAACAGGACCUGAAGGCCCUUUCAGAAUGCCGGAGGAAGGCUCUCCCAGGCGCACCCCGCAGCGUGUUCCGUACCAGGACCUCCCUCACCUGGUCAACGCCGACGGACAGUACCUCUUCUGCCGCUACUGGAAACCCUCGGGCACACCCAGGGCCCUGGUCUUUGUGUCCCAUGGAGCAGGGGAGCACUGUGGCCGCUACGACGAGCUGGCUCGGAUGCUGGUGGGGCUGGAGCUGCUGGUGUUCGCCCACGACCAUGUUGGCCACGGGCAGAGCGAGGGGGAGAGGAUGGUGGUGUCUGACUUCCAGGUUUUCAUCAGGGACGUGUUGCAGCACGUGGACGUUGUGCAGAAGGACCACCCGGGGCUUCCCAUCUUCCUCCUGGGCCACUCCAUGGGCGGUGCCGUCACCAUCCUCACGGCCGCAGAGAGGCCUGGCCACUUCUCCGGCAUGGUUCUGAUCUCCCCGCUGGUUCUCGCCAAUCCCGAGUCUGCCACGACUUUCAAGGUCCUCGCUGCGAAAGUCCUCAACCUUGUCCUGCCGAACGUGUCCCUGGGCCGGAUCGACAGCAGCACGCUCUCUCGGAAUAAGACAGAGGUGGACAUCUACAACGCGGACCCCCUCAUCUGCCGGGCCGGGCUGAAGGUGUGCUUUGGCAUCCAGCUGCUGAACGCCGUCGCGCGGGUGGAGCGGGCGCUGCCCCAGCUGACCCUGCCCUUCCUGCUGCUGCAGGGCUCCGCCGACCGCCUGUGUGACAGCAGGGGCGCGUACCUGCUCAUGGAGUCCGCCAAGAGCCAGGACAAGACGCUCAAGAUUUACGAAGGUGCCUACCACGUCCUCCACAGAGAGCUUCCUGAAGUGACCAGCUCCGUGUUCCGUGAGAUAAACACGUGGGUCUCUCAAAGGACAGCGGCGGCAGGGACGGGGUCCCCGCCCUGAGUGCGCCGGCUGGCCGUCGGGCCACAGUCGGGGAAGCAGGCAGAGGAGGGGCAGG